UCAGUUGACCUCAACAUCGCAGCCGCACUGAAAUCACAGCUGCCUCGCCCAGGACAAAAGUGGCAGCUUCCCAUCACACAAGUAUCAAACCUUUGUGCUUUUCACAGUCGCUGACCGUCCGGAUGACAUGAGUUGUUUUUUUAAGCCACUUGUCUUAAGUACGCGUUGUACCCAUGAGAGAAUGUAAACGGCUCUGUCGAGCUGUAGCUACUGAGUGUGUCUACUGCGGCCAUGGCGACCAGAACAGCUGAAGGAGGGGCUUAGCGGGGCCGCCGACUGGGCAGUUAGCAACAGUUGACAUACUCCUUACACCCUUUACUGACUAACAAAUCUAAGAUUUAAUAUUAGCGGAAGAGAAGUACCGGGAGCUGCAGAAUUUGAUUGUUCAGUACAGUCAUUGAGCAGGUGUUUUAGACAAUUUGGCUACUUCCGGUGAAUAACCUAUAAGCAGACUAUUCCAAAAAUAAUUUUAAGUUUUCACAUGCUCAGUGAAGUGCAUGAGUAUUUUCCAAGAAUGCGCUCUGUCAAGUUCUCUGACACUGCACCAAUGAACUCAGCCCAGUUUGAUAACCGGGUGAUUAACUGUAAUAUGCCAGGAAAUACAGGGGAGAAGGUCUUUUUUCUGGACUGUUCAGCCCAGCAGCUGGAGGAACUCCCCUCGGCGGUACUGCAGUUACAGCAUCUGGAGGAGCUGCAUCUUGAAAAGAACUUCAUCCAUACGAUCCCUGGAGAAAUCCAACACCUGAAAGGCCUCAGAGUGCUGUAUCUCCAAAAUAACCACUUACACGGUUUGUGUGAGGAGCUGAGCGAGUUGAAGCAGCUGCAGAGUCUGGAUCUGAGUGAUAACCCUCUGACGUCUGGCCCUGGCUUUUUUCAUGUCCUGGCCCAACUGUUUUCCCUCCGUGAGCUGAGACUCUACAACCUGGGCAUACCAGCUCUCCCAGCCCAGAUCUGCAAAAACAUUUACAACCUGGAGCUGCUGGGUCUUUCGGGAAACAGACUGACGAUGCUUCCGAGUGAGAUCAGAAACCUCACAAAACUCAGAGAGAUCUACUUGCAGAGCAACCACUUGGAGAUCUUCCCCAGUGUGCUCAAAGAGCUUCCACUCUUGGAAAUUAUAGAUGUGGAACAGAAUUUGUUAGUUUCUUUGCCAGGUGAAGUCUGUGGCCCAUCUUGGAAGAGACUCUUUCUAGCAUCAAAUAGACUCACAUCACUCCCCACACGUCUCUGCAAAUUUGGCAGCUUAAGAGUACUUGAUGUCUCCAGCAACAGCUUGAGUAAAUUGCCUCGCAACUGUCAUGCCUUAACUGAACUCCUGGAUCUGGGACUUUCCCAUAACAACCUGGGAGCAUUCCCACCUCAUAUCGGUAGGAUGUGCUCUUUGCAGGUCUUGUACCUGAAAAACACAGGUCUGACAAAGUUACAUCCGAAGGCCACAAGCCUGAAGAGGCUGCGUCUUCUAGAUCUAAGCCAGAAUGGGUUCACUGAGUUUCCAGAGGAGAUCUGUGCCUUAACAGACUUACAGCAAUUAUCUUUGGAUGACAACAAGUUGCAGGAGAUUCCUGGGAACAUCAGGAGCCUGACCAAGCUGAAAUGUAUGGGGCUGACAGGUAAUAGCUUCUCCCAUUUCCCUGAGGCUAUCUGUGGUCUGCAGUCUCUAGAGAAGCUGUACAUGGGCCAGGACCAAGGGCUCAAAAUCCAUACUCUGCCUCAAAGCAUCUCUCUGUUAAAGAAUCUCAGAGAACUGUACCUGGAAAACAACAGCAUAGAGGUUCUACCUGAAACUAUAGGGCUUCUGCUGCACUUGGAGACUCUUGACUGCCACAACAAUCUGAUCAAGUUCUUACCGGACACUCUUUGCUGUUUACAAGGUCUGAAGCAUCUCCUGGUUCAGAAUAAUUGCCUAACACAUCUUCCAGAAAACCUGGACAGGCUGCAGGCUUUGGAGACUUUGCAGCUGCAAGACAACCCUCUGUCUGAUCCUUCAUUGUCAGUGUGUAAUCAGGGCAUUACCGCUAUACACAAAUACUUACAGGACAAGAAAUGGAGAAGAACUCAGUCCACAAAGAUCCAGGCAUGGUGGCGAGGAGUCAUGGUGCGAAGAAGACUGGGGCCGUUCAAAGGGCUGCAAACGAAAGAGAAGAAAGCAAAAGGAAAGAAAGAUGCUCGAAAAGGAAGGAAGAAAUCCCCAAAGAAAAAGAAAUGAGGGCAAAUAUAAACAAGCUGAUGAAAAGUACAUCACGUUACAAACUAAAGUGUCAAAUGUUAAAACUGGCUGAUUAGUCUGUGCUACUAAUAUCCAUAUAUGACAUAUAAUAAAAAGUAAUAAAACUCUA
This is a messenger RNA of Lepisosteus oculatus (spotted gar), 2336 nucleotides long. Its product is annotated as leucine-rich repeat and IQ domain-containing protein 4. Gene Ontology annotation, molecular function: protein binding. The record is from RefSeq and is a predicted model, not a curated record. Lineage: Eukaryota; Metazoa; Chordata; Actinopteri; Semionotiformes; Lepisosteidae.